This is a messenger RNA of Monopterus albus (swamp eel), 3867 nucleotides long. Its product is annotated as coiled-coil domain-containing protein 85C-A-like. The transcript has 7 exons. Bases 614 to 1834 code for a protein of 406 amino acids. Gene Ontology annotation, cellular component: apical junction complex. The record is from RefSeq and is a predicted model, not a curated record. Lineage: Eukaryota; Metazoa; Chordata; Actinopteri; Synbranchiformes; Synbranchidae.
AUUGGCCGUCCUGGCCGGAAUCCUCUUGAAUGGUUUCAAAUCCGAGUGGGUGGACAAGGAGGACGGAGACGAAGGGGGGUCUGCUUUUAAUCAGUAUCUGCUGUGUUGAAAGGUUUGAAUUCUCCGCACAGACACCGCCUCGAUAUCCAAGUAGUGUUGAAGGUAAAACGUGUUCGAGGGGAUAUCGUGAGUAAAAGUUGGCUGAUAGGUAGCUAUGUUCGUUAUUUUCACCUAAAACAAGAUUUGAGCAACAUUAAAAAUUUACUGUGUUUUAUGGUUUUCGUCAUUCGAAUAGAGCGAUGUCCAGUAUAGACGGCGCCUACUGCCCCGGGACGCGGUGUGUUGUGCCGACAGGACCCGCGUCCUGGGACCAGAACCUGGUUGGAAGUCAUUGGUAGGCUAAUCCACUGGUUUCGUUGAUGACGGGAUUUGAGUAUAAGCAGUUAUUUCCGAGAUUCAUGAAGCCAUUUAGUUCUUGCGGGGGGUGCUAGAGCGUCACAUUAAUAUUUAGGUGUUUUAGACAUUGUGUUCAAGUUUGGACAGAAUUCCGUUUAAAUGAGUUUUGAGAAUUAAUUUCAAGUCGUCAUUUAAGCGAACCGAGACUUAGAUAGUCAUGGCUAAAAAUCCGUCCGAGUUGCCAAAGGAUGACCUGAGCCAGCUGACGGACGAGGAGCUGCUGCUGUGCAGCAAAGAGGAGCUGGUCCGGAGUUUAAGGAGGGUUGACAGCGAGAAAAUGAACUUGAUGAUCGAGCAUGGGAACAUGAUGAAAGACAUCAACCGGCGCCUGCAGGUGCACCUGCACGAAAUCCGGAGCCUGAAGGAGAUCAACCAGAAGCUGCAGGACGACAACCACGAGCUCCGGGAGCUUUGCUGCUUCCUGGACGAUGACCGACAGAAGGGCAAGAAACUGUCCCGAGAGUGGCAGCGCUUUGGCCGGUACACUGCCAGUGCCAUGUGGAAGGAGGUGGGCACGUACAUGAUGAAGCUGAAGGAGCUGGAGGCCAACCAGGAGACAGUGUUGAAGGAGAACUCUGAGCUGAAGGAGAUCAUCCUUAUGCUGGAUGAGGAGAGGAACGGACCAGGGUCCAGGAGCUCCAUAGACAGUCAGUCCAGUUUGACUAAUCUGAAUGGCAGGACCGGAACGGUUAGGGAUGUUGGGGACGGGAGCAGCACCUCCAGCACAGGGAGUGCUGGUAGCCCCGAUCAUCACAAUCACAACCACAUACACAAGCCCACCUCAGAGAACAGUAAGAUGGGUCCCACCAUGAGGAGGUCCAUGGAUGACCUGUCGGCACCGCACCAUCACAGGAGCAUUCCCAAUGGACUUAAUGAUUCCUCCUCCAACUACAUCAGGCAGCUGGAAACGAAAGUGCAGAUCCUGGAGGAUGACAACAAUAAACUCCUUUCACAGGCUUAUAGCCGGUAUAGCUUAUCACAAAUACAGAAGAAAAAGUGUAACCUAGGUGACCUUCGUGUCCUGAGGAAGGGAAUGACCCUGUACCACUCAGAGUCCCAGCUGUCCUCACUGCCCCAACGCCAGGACACCAUGCACCUGGGUACAGGCCGUCUCUCCAGUGGCCCCUCCCCUGCCACAGGCUACCUGUCCUGCGUCCAGAAGCCUGAGGCCGUGGUGCAUGCCAUGAAGGUGCUGGAGGUCCACGAGAACUUGGACAAGCAGGUUCCUGAGGACUAUGAGGAUGAUCUCAGUGAGAAAGAGAAGGCCAUCGUGCGGGAAAUGUGCAACGUGGUGUGGAGAAAGCUGGGUGACGCAGCAGGAUCAAAGCUGUCCGUCAGACAGCACCUCUCUGGAAACCAGUUCAAAGGGCCGCUGUAGCGUGGCAACCAGUGAAAGACAGAGAGAGAGAAAGAUCAGGAUCUUGCCGUACCUACACUCACCUGGAAACACCUUUACUACCUGCGCCUACACAACCCAUCAUGCCAGGCUCCCUACUGCCUGCAGCAGCCAGUAUUCCUUCAAUAGACACUGUCUUAAGACUGGCUAAGGUAGCUACAAAAUGGACCCGUUAGUUUGUUUUUCAGAUGUACAACUUUACGUGUGCAGAAUGGUUUCAUUUCUCAGAGCUUAUGUCAACAACUGGCAGCUAGUUUCACUGAUUCUCCACUUUUCUUCAUUGAUUUGGAGGUUUUGGUUACACAUUGAUCUCUCUCUGUAAACAGCUGCGCACGCACGCACACACACACACACACACACACCACUUUUAGAUUUUAGUCCUUUGUAGAGCAGUGCUACAUUAAGCCAGCGACAUGACAUGGUUUCAAGCACAGGAGCGACAAGGCUGCAGGGGCAGGAAUCUCUUCACGUGUUGCUGUGAUGUGAUGGCAACAGUGUGGCAGUAUCUUCAGAUAAGUUUUGACAGUACCUCCAAUAGACACCCCAGCUCCUGUCACAUGUAUCACACCCUAGUGGUCAACAAGUAUAACUAGCAUUAGCAUUCUAAAGUGAUAGUGAAACCCACUGUGACCUAGCGCCUUUUGCUCAUAAGACAAGUCUAGAGAUCACUGUUAACAUGUGUAUAUUAUGUAUAAACCAUAGCACUACUUCAUUUUUAUUGUUGAUUUUACCUUUAUCUAUUUUGUAUUCUAGCGUGGCCAUGUGAUCAGUUAUUUAGUUUGAGAAGUACACACAACCGGACCUUAAACAGGGUUUGCUUUUGGUCAUAAACUUAACUAGUUUUAUGAUUGUUUGUUUGUUUUUUCAUUCUUUUCUAGAAGAAUUGCUUCUCUGUAACCUCUGAAAAUAUAUCAAGGCCAUUUUGAAUCAGAUCAUCUCAAUAAGAUGAAAUUAACAAAAGCUGUAUGCUGUGUGCAUGCUUGACAAUCAUUUUCUCAGGUUGGGAGGGCUACAGCUUUACCUCUGCCCGUCUGCGACUGCGAGUGUGUGCCAGCGUGCAUGUGUGAGACUGAAUGGUUCUCUUGCAGCUGUAGCAUCUUCCUGUAAAUCCUCUUUUUCUCUACCGAACCCUGGUUACAACACGGUUGAAGACUGCUGAAGACACUUGCUAAAUCCAUACAAAAAUUGUCGUCCCAUUAACAGUAAGAAGAUUUUAACCCUAAAUUCAGUUUGGAUUGUUUUUGAUAAAUCACUUUAUAUCUAAGUGUAUGAGAAAUGUCAGACCUUUUCUUUUUGAUGUGGAUUUAGCAGGUGCAUUUAUGCAGUGCAUGUUUCUUUAAGUUGUUUUUUUUUUUCUUAGAAUAUGAGAUGUCUUCCCUUAGAUGUCUCCUGAAACUAACAUUUAAAAUGAGUAUUCUUGAUGUCAGAAUGAACAAACAUUGUUUGUCAAAGUAUUUAUUGCCAUGUGUCAGAGGUGGGAGUGCUGUCAGUAACUGAGCAGUGCUAAUUUAUUUGGAUCAGUUUAGUGACUGGCCACUCAGGCUCUCCCAUCUCUGGUGUUCUUUGUUCCAAAUUAGAACAUUUCUGAGGCUGCUUGCCAUGCACCUCUGUUCUCUCAAAUAAUGGCUCAAAAAAUUAAUCAAAGUAUGAUUUUUGAAAAGUGUCCUUUUUUUCUAGGAACUAUUUUGAAGCCAUGAUAUAAUUUUGAAUACUUUAUACAUGGCAUUUAGUUUGAGAUGUGCCACAUUUUGUUCUGCAUGGUGGUUUUGGUUUGGAACCCUGUCUUUUUUUUUUAACAUCUAUAGUGUUUCUUUUUUCUGCCUAUAUAUUAAAACCAUAGAACAGAAUCCUAGAAUCUUCAGCCUACAUGUCAAUUCCUGUAGUAAUUUAGUUUGGCUGUAUCUUCCUUUCAUGGAAUUCACUGAUAAUAUUUGGCAGGUGAAAAGAAAACAUGUAAGAGGCCACUUUUAGGUGGAAAAAAUGGGAGUAAAUAAAGUUUGUUAAUGACCCUGUAA